CUCUCUCCCCAUCUUAAAACUUUUGGUUCUGUGCGAGACGUCAACACCUCUACGAACUCAAUAGUAGGCUUGGAUUGGUAGGGUUCAUUCUUCUUCUUCUUCACUCCCACAGUGCUUCUUAAAGCUAGGGUUUCGUUUGAGAUUCUAAGCUAAAUUUCUAAAGAAUGCUUGAAGACUGGUGGGAGAUCUGCUAAAUUUAGUUAUUGUUCUGAAGGAGUUUGAUUUGCUCUCUCUGAGAUUCCUCUUUUGUGAAGGGUUAUUAUUCCUCUAGCUUUUGUACAAGGAUAACAUCUAUAUAUCUCUUAUUUCUUUCUCCAUAUCAUUUUGUAAAGAGAUUUUUGCAAAAAUGAAGAGGAAGAGAAUCGAGAUGAAAAAGAUCGACAACAGGGCUGCAAGGCAGGUGACUUUCAGUAAGAGGAGGAGGGGGCUGUUUAAGAAGGCUAUGGAGCUCUCAACUCUCUGCGAUGCUGAAAUUGCUCUCAUUGUCUUCUCUUCUACUGGAAAGCUCUUUGACUACGCCAGCUCAAGUAUGCAGCAGGUGAUUGAAAGACAUAAUUUGCAUUCAAAGAAUCUCAGCAAAAUGGACAAACCAUCUGUGGAGCUGCAGCGUGCCAACAGUACCAACACCUUGUUGAGCGAUGAAAUCGUGGGGAAGGCUCAUGAACUGAGGCAGAUGAAGGGAGAAGAGCUCCAAGGAUUGAAUAUAGAGGAACUACAGAAACUAGAGCAACUUCUCAAAGUAGGCUUGAGCCGCAUUUCAAAUGCAAAGGGAGCCCAACUGAUGGAGGAUAAUCAGCAACCAACACAGCAGAUGGAGAAUCAACUUAACAUUAUAACACAUGUAAUUGAAAAAGGCCAGUCAUCUGAGUCAAUGACAAAUAAUAAUUGCAGGUCAGCUGAUCCUCCUCAACACCAAGACAUCGACAAUUCUCUCAAGUUGGGGGUUACCGAACUGAUUUUGAAAGAUAAAGAAAGUCAAGAGUACAUGGAGACGCUUAAUUUUCUCUAUUGAAAAACAAGCAUGUCUAAGUAAAACCCAGCUAACUGUUGAUCAAAACAAAUUUUAGUUUCCGCAAGUUGAUCAAAAUAAAGUCCCACAUAUGUAUAUAUAUAUGGUGAUCAGCCUUGGAUGCUUGAUUUAUGUUAUGCAUGAAUAAUAUAUCAAGGCCAACUUGUUUCAAUGGGCUAUAUAUAAAGUAGACUGGAAAACAAAAAUUUGCUUGUUUGAGGAUAUAUAUGCA
Corylus avellana is the source of this 1241-nucleotide messenger RNA. The record is from RefSeq and is a predicted model, not a curated record. Lineage: Eukaryota; Viridiplantae; Streptophyta; Magnoliopsida; Fagales; Betulaceae.